Molecule: messenger RNA, 653 nt
Organism: Aspergillus sclerotioniger CBS 115572
Lineage: Eukaryota; Fungi; Ascomycota; Eurotiomycetes; Eurotiales; Aspergillaceae
Product: NADH dehydrogenase [ubiquinone] 1 beta subcomplex subunit 3
Exons: 2
Coding region: 146-397 (83 amino acids)
Biological process (GO): mitochondrial respiratory chain complex I assembly; electron transport chain
Cellular component (GO): mitochondrion
Source: RefSeq, a predicted model, not a curated record
CUGUCCCCAUCUUCGCGCUUUUCUCCCCGCUUACCCGUCCAUUGUCUGUCCGGACCCUGCGGAUCUCGGAGUCAAUCCUCUCGCUGUUUAUCCGCCAUUCCACUCACUCCCGACUCACCCCUCAUCCACCGCCAAUCCGCUCACCAUGGCUCCCAACCCCACCGGAUUUGACAUCAGCGAAUUCAAGAAGGCCGCCCACCCCCGGUCGUCUUGGGCCAAAAAGGACCCCUGGGCUCGCUAUGAGACUUGGAGAUACACCGGCCCUUUCAGCCGCUUCAACCGCUUCAAGCGCAUCUUCCCUGGCUUCGGCAUUGCUACCGUUGCUUUCGCCGGCUACUGCACCUACGAGCACUUCUUCCUGAAGGAUGACCACCACCACGGCGAUGCCCACCACUAAGUCACGAUUAGGGACAAGGGUAGCAGGUGCGGAGUAGUUGGAACCGACAUGCGGUGGAAAAGUUGAAGGAUACCCCGGAUUGCUGCGAGUAAAGGCAUCCGUACGUGAUAGAGGGUCACAAGUGUGGUGUAUGAGCCGGGAGGCUUGUUUCGAUUGAGAUAGAUCAUGAAUGACCCGCAGCUCUCUACAGACGGCGCUUGGGUUGUUUCGUUUGUCGGGUGUACAUAGUAACUGUUAUUUAUCACAUCAAGUGCAU